AUGGAUUUCGGCGAUGAACACCCGGAGGCUGAGGUCCGCGGGUUUGACCUAUCUGCUGUGCAGCCAGAGUUUACACCUCCGAAUGUGAAGUUUGAGAUAGACGAUCUUGAAGAGCCGUGGAACUACUCGCGCCCGUUUGAUUGUAUUCAUAGUCGAAUGAUGAAUAGGCCAAUUGCUGAUUGGAGUGAAUACUUCAAGAAGUGCUACGACAACUUGAAUCCUGGCGGAUACUUUGAGCUCAUCGAGCCUGUUGUUACAGUCAUUUCUGACGAUGGGACUGUCAAGCCUGAACAUACGGCUGUCAGAACUGGCGAACUCCUGAUUGAGGCUACAGCGAAGGCUGGCCGCAAGUAUACGUAUAUCCCAACCCUGAAGCCCAUCUUGAUGGAAGCAGGUUUUGAGUACGUGACUAUGCAACAUUUCAAGUGGCCAACGAAUCCUUGGCCAAAAGACAAGAAAUUCAAAGAACUGGGCUAUUGGCACAACGAAAACCUCUUGGAGGGCUGGGAAGCUAUUUGCAUGGCACCGCUAACGAGGGCUCUUGGCUGGACUAAGGAGGAAGUUCAAGUUCUCAUGGCCCAGAACCGCAAGGAAUUCAAUGACCGCAGUAUCCAUGCGUAUCAUUCGAUCUGGACCAUCUAUGGUAGAAAGCCUUUCAAGACGGAUGAUGACGCCUAG
Molecule: messenger RNA, 678 nt
Organism: Colletotrichum aenigma
Lineage: Eukaryota; Fungi; Ascomycota; Sordariomycetes; Glomerellales; Glomerellaceae
Gene: tdiE-14
Product: putative methyltransferase tdiE
Exons: 5
Coding region: 1-678 (225 amino acids)
Source: RefSeq, a predicted model, not a curated record